CCCCAAAAUUCCCCGCCACCACCAACCGCCAUGUCCACCGCUAACCCUUUUUCUACCGCCACCACAUCGUCAACUCCUCCACUACCAACAACGCAACAACAGCAGCAGCAGCAACACGUUUACCCAAAUAUAAGACCUCCAACAACACCGAAUCCAAAUCAGGGAAUUUUAUACCCAGUAGCUUCGUCUGGACGAGGGUUUAUACCAAAACCUUUUCUUCCUAAUUCAAACACUUCUGAUCACACUGUCACUGUCUCCAAUCACGCUCCCUACCCUCCCCGUCCUAAUCACCUCCCCCACCACCAUUACCUUGUUAGGCCUUCUUUCACUCAUUAUCAUCACAUUCCUCGUCCUAUACGGGGCAUUCCCGUCUCGUCUCCUCACCCUAAGGUUGCUCCAUCUUCAUCUCCAAUGGCUGACUCUAAUGGAUAUAAAAAUUCAAGGGAUAAAAAGGAUGAGACUGUUGCCAUUAUAAGAGAUCGAAAAGUCAGAAUAUCAGAAGGGGCUUCUCUUUAUGCUCUUUGUCGGUCAUGGUUGAAAAAUGGAUUUCCUGAAGAAAGUCAGCCACAAUAUGGAGAUGGUGUAAAGUCUCUCCCACGACCUCUGCCCGUGCCAGUAGAUGCAAAUAUGACACAGAAAACAGAAGGUGAAGAAGAAGAAGAAGAAGAGAAGGACAAUGAUAAGGAAGAGGUUGCUCAUUUAUCAGAAAAAGAACUGUUGAAAAGACAUGUUAAACAUGCAAAGAAGGUUCGAGCAUGGUUAAGGGAAGAACGGGCAAAACGAAUAGAGAGGUACAAAACAAGGUUGAGUCUUCUCCUUCCCCCUCUAGUAGAACAGAGCCAAAAUGAUGGUGCAGCUGGAAACUGAAACUCUGAUCGACAUGAGAAGCAUUUUGCAGAGUCUUAUCUUUCUGAGUUCAUAAGGGAUGGUUAUUUUGAUGUAGCAGAAAAAAAAUAUGGUGUAGCAGACUUAGUAGGAUUCUGUCUUUUUGGGGAAGAGCAAUGCUACGUAUACACUUUGAAUACACAAACCAGGUAUACAGGUGAUGUGUCAUUAUGUGAUUAGAUUGUUGUUUUAUCUUUCAUUCAGAAUCACUCAAUCAUAUUAUAACAUAUCAUUUGUGUAUUCAUUUUGUGUAAUCAAAAUGUGUAUAUGCAGCUUUAUUCUUGGGGAAAACUGUGUUUACAAAUAGAAAUAGAUAGAGGUCUUUGUAUCUGAUACAUAAAAUUUCGGCCUUGAAACAGAAUAGCAAUAUGUUAUUUUAGCUUUUGUAUUGUAAUAGACUUUUGGAAUUAGAUUCUGUAAGUGUCUGGGCUGGGAGACCAGAUCGGAUGAGGGGGGAAAAAACAGAAAUCCCUUUUUGUCUCAGUCAAACUUCUCCAUUUUCAUGUUCAUUUUAUCAAAAAGAUGCAUAGAUGUUUGAAAUGUUAAAAA
Mangifera indica (mango) is the source of this 1434-nucleotide messenger RNA. RefSeq lists its product as uncharacterized. Bases 31 to 867 code for a protein of 278 amino acids. The transcript is spliced from 7 exons. NCBI's taxonomy places the organism in Eukaryota, Viridiplantae, Streptophyta, Magnoliopsida, Sapindales, Anacardiaceae. Gene Ontology annotation, cellular component: transcription repressor complex. The record is from RefSeq and is a predicted model, not a curated record.